Molecule: messenger RNA, 1949 nt
Organism: Erigeron canadensis
Lineage: Eukaryota; Viridiplantae; Streptophyta; Magnoliopsida; Asterales; Asteraceae
Exons: 3
Coding region: 170-1798 (542 amino acids)
Source: RefSeq, a predicted model, not a curated record
AGGCCAUUAUGGUCCUUAUGGAUGGGUCAAGUUAAACAAAAAACUGGUUGGUAAAGCCCAAAUCCUCAUCUUCUUCUUCUUGAAGCAACUACCUACUGUCUUCUUCUUGAUCAAUAAGAAACCCCAAACAAACAAAACAAAUAUAUAUAAGUCAGAAAGAAAGGAAUCGAUGAACACGUCACAGUACAUGGAUAAACAAAUCAUGGAUCUGUCGUCAUCAUCAAGUCCGUCAAACAAAAUCAACGAUUUCAUGGAUCUUAACUUCGCUCAAACUGAUGACGUCAUCGGAGAUAUUGAUCAUAAUAAUAAUAAUAAUAAGAAAGAUGAGAUCUUACCGAAUUAUGAUUUCCAUCCAAUUCGUCCGUCUUCUCAACAACAUCUCAACACCACCUUGGAUAACAACGCCACCCUUGGUGGUGGUGGACCACCUAGGGUUUGGUCUUCAGCUGAAUCUAAACCCAAUUUUGCUUCCUCUCUUCGAAACUAUGGCUCUCUUGAUACUGUUGAAACCUCAAAGGUUGUUGUGGAGAAGGACCGUAGUGUCCUUGAUGCAGCUCUGAUAUCAGAGAUUGACAGAACAAUGAAAAAACAUAUUGAUAAUCUGAUGCAUGCUUUGGAAAGUGUCAGUGCUAGACUCUCUCAGCUGGAGAGCAGAUCUCGAAACCUUGAGAACUCAGUGGAUGAUUUGAGAACCUCUGUUGGCAACAAUCAUGGAAAUACGGAUGGGAAAUUAAGGCAGAUCGAGAACAUGAUUAGAGAGGUACAAAGUGGUGUAAAUGUUGUGAAGGAUAAGCAAGAGAUACUCGAGGCUCAGCUGCAGCUCUCCCAGGUAAAACUUUCUAAGCCUGAGCAGCAACCGGAAUCUUUGCAGCAACAGCAGCAGCAGCCACCAGCAUCUGCUUCUGCGCAAUCUAACCAGCAGCUUCCUCCUGCCGCUCUUGCUCAGCCAUUGCCACCUAGUCUCCCUAACGUUCCACCACCUCCUGUCCACCAUCAAAACCAGUUUCCCCAGAACAUUAUGCCCAUGUCCAUGCCCCUCUCCCAACAUGAUUCGUACUACCCGCCACCUGGCCAAACUGCAGAAGUACCGCCUCAACAGUAUCAGCUUCAGCCACCACCCAAGGCAUCACCACCAUCACCACAGCCACAAUAUCAACCACCCAAUCAUAUGCAGUAUUCCCAGCCACCUCCCAUGUCUCUGCAGCAUCCUAAUCCUACUCAAAGCCAACCUUCAUUGAGCCACCAUUCUGAAGAACUGGCAUAUUCAUCGUCUCAAAGUUAUCCACCAAAUGUCCGGCAACCAUCGGGCGGUCCUCCACAGCAGUUCCAGGGGAACCCGUCUCAAAUGUACGAGUCACCAGCUGGCAGGACUGGCCAAGGGUUUCCCGCCCAGUAUGGCCCAUCUGCUGGGUUUAACGAACCUUACAAUUAUGGGGGUUCGCAGUAUGGAGGUGGGUCACCUGUGAAAUCUCAGCAACAUUCUCCACGUAAUAUGGGCCCUGGUGGUGGAAGUGGUUACCCGCAACUCCCGACCGCUAGGAUAUUACCUCAAGCCCUUCCUACUGCAGCAGCUGCUACUGGUGGCAGCGGUGGUUCUAGUUCUGGUUCUGGGAAUAGAGUUCCUAUUGAUGAUGUGGUUGAUAAGGUGACCCAUAUGGGGUUCCCAAGAGACCAGGUAAGGGCAACAGUGAGGAAGUUGACCGAGAAUGGUCAGGCAGUUGACUUGAAUGUAGUGUUGGACAAGUUAAUGACCGAUGGGGUAGAGAGCCAAAACCCCAGAGCUUGGUUUGGUCGUUAAGACUUUAACCUGGUCUCUUGUUUUUUCGUUUAUUUUGAUGCUUUUCUUUUGUGAUUAUGUAUAUAAAAAUUUGAACCACCCGGCAUAUGGAUGUUAUAUGGUUUGAUUUCUGACUUGUUAAAUUGCUGGAUUAUAAAGUCCUUCCCUCUUA